Messenger RNA from Tetrapisispora phaffii CBS 4417, 1278 nucleotides. It is a transcript of the gene CRH1, whose product is annotated as transglycosylase. Lineage: Eukaryota; Fungi; Ascomycota; Saccharomycetes; Saccharomycetales; Saccharomycetaceae. Gene Ontology annotation, cellular component: fungal-type cell wall. The transcript has a single exon. The record is from RefSeq and is a predicted model, not a curated record. The coding region runs from base 1 to 1278 and encodes 425 amino acids. Gene Ontology annotation, biological process: fungal-type cell wall organization; carbohydrate metabolic process. Gene Ontology annotation, molecular function: glycosyltransferase activity; hydrolase activity, hydrolyzing O-glycosyl compounds.
AUGCUAUUUUCUAGAAAAAACUUAUUAGUUGCUUUAUCUGUUCUGUCUAUUGUCAAGGCUGACAGUUGCAAUCCGUUAACUGCAACUGACUGUUCUGCCGAAACCGCUUUAGGCACCAGUUUCUCCGAAGAUUUCACUUCAGAAUCCAAGCACUUCGCAAGCACCGGCAACCCAGGUAAAAUCAAUUACACUUCAGACGGUUUGGAAGUCACUUUGGCCAAAAGAUUUGAUAAUCCAUCGCUGAAAUCGGACUUCUAUAUCAUGUAUGGUAAAUUCGAAGUCAUCGCUAAAGCUGCUGCAGGACAAGGUAUCAUUUCUUCUGUCUUUUUACAAAGUGAAGACUUGGACGAAAUUGACAUUGAAUGGGUUGGUGGGGACACCACUCAAUUCCAAACUAACUUCUUCUCUAAAGGUGACACCACCACUUAUGAUAGAGGUGCUUUCCACUCUGUCUCUUCUCCACAAGAAGAAUAUCACAACUACACUGUUGAUUGGAGGAUGGAUAGAACUGAUUUCUACCUAGAUGGUGCCAUCGUUAGAACGUUGGCUAAUGAUACUUCUUCCGGUUACCCACAAUCUCCAAUGGCUAUUUUCAUCGGUAUCUGGGCUGGUGGUGAUCCAUCAAACGCAGCAGGUACUAUUGAAUGGGCUGGUGGUCUAACUGACUACACCAAGGCCCCUUUCACUAUGAACGUUCAAAGUAUCAUCGUCUCAGAUUACUCUUCCGGUUCACAAUACUCUUACAGUGACCAAACCGGUUCUUGGCAAUCAAUCCAAGCAAAGGAUGGUACUGUCUACGGCAGAGUCUCCAAAGGUGAACAAGAGUUUGCUGCUUUAGUCGCCGGUUCCUCUAUCUCUGCACUAGAUGCCUCCGUUUCCUCCGCUGUUUCUUCUUCUGCUUCUUCCACAUCUGCCGAAGCCUCUUCGACCUCCGAAGAGGUCUCCUCUACCACUUCCACCGAAGCUACCUCUACUGAAGCUACCUCCACCGAAGCUACCUCCUCAGAGCUAACUUCUGAAUCUUCCGCUGAAGAAACCACCUCCACUGCUUUAUUUUCUUCCGUUUUCGAGUCUACUUCUACAUCCGAACUUACCACCACCGAAGCUGUCGUCUCCGACGCUGCUGUCAAAAUCACUUCCACCAGCUCUUUCAAAACUUCAAUGACAUCUGCUAAUACCACAACCAACUCAAUUGCCCUAAGCACUGGCGCUGCCGCUUUCAACAAGGCUGUCACCCCAUUCUCAAUCUUAAUGACACUAUUCUUCUCAUUAUUAUAA